AUGGAGAGUGCAGGUACUUCAUAUCCUAGGGAUAAGUUUUCCAGUGGAUAUAAAACAGCAUUCUCACUAUACCAAGAAGAUAUACAGAAUGGAACAAUUUUGAGUUACAAUGAAAAACUUGAUGAAAUCCUUAAGAAUGUGAUGGUUACUAAAUCAGUUGUUGAAUUAACAGGACAUUCUGGAUCUGGAAAGACUCAGUUAUGUUUCCAGUUAUGCAUCUCAGUCCAGCUACCAAAAUUUAUUGGUGGAGUUGGAGGGCAAUCCCUCUAUAUAAGCACUAACUUUAAUUUCUCAGUUGAGAGGCUAGGAGAAAUGGCAAGAAACUUUGCACACCUUUAUGACAAUAUUAAAGGUGAUAAUUCCUUUCAAUUCAAUGAGAAAAUAAUUCUGAGGAAUAUACAUUUUGUGAAAAUUGAUUCUGCUAUUGAGUUGAUUGGAUGCUUAGCUCAAUUGGGUAAUUUUUUGUCACACAAAAAUAUUAAACUAGUAGUUAUAGAUAGUAUAUCAAAUCCACUCAGAAAAUUAGAAGCUACAAAUAGGUUGAAUAUAAUCAGUAAAAUAUUCAUGGAACUAAAAUCUCUAGCUGAUAAACAUGACUUCGCAAUUGUUAUAACUAAUGAUAUGACCACCAGAGUGAAUGGUGAUAUUGCCUUGACAGUGCCAUCAUUUGGUGAUAGUUUUUAUCAUCUUGUGAAUUCUCGAAUUAUUCUCUCAAAAUCACACACCUAUUUUCACGCCCACCUUAUUAAAAGCUCACUGAUGGGACCAAAGGAAGUGUAUUUUCAAUUGUGA
Phaedon cochleariae (mustard beetle) is the source of this 792-nucleotide messenger RNA. The record is from the annotation of a GenBank genome assembly. NCBI's taxonomy places the organism in Eukaryota, Metazoa, Arthropoda, Insecta, Coleoptera, Chrysomelidae.